CCGACCAAAACUAUCUCCUUAGUACUUUGUUCUCAUCCAACCAGUAAUAUGUUUGUUUGUUAUGCAUACUAAAUUCAACUCAUAUGUUACAGUUUAUACGCGAACGUCAUUAAACAGAACAAAGUCAACGUGAAUACCGUUCCUUACGUGUGUAAAGAACGCUUCUUGUCAAGACCUGUGGUUUGUUUUAGUCGGCCCACAGAACGGCGAAACGCAUCCUCCUCACAUGGGACGUUCAGUUUUUACUUUGAAUCAAAUGAUAGCCGAAAACGCUUAAGUUUUACUCUUUUUAAAUACCCACAUCGUCAUCAUGUUGAAAUCUAAAACCUUCGUUAAGAAGACUCGGGGCGGCCGGGUGAUGAAAAUAGUGCGCGAGCAUUAUCUGCGAGACGACAUUUGGUGCGGAAGCGAGGCGUGCGACCAGUGCCGCCAGGAGUCCACUGUGCUGCAGAGAGAAGCAUGCAUCGAGAGCAACUUGUGCUCGUUUUCGCAUUACCUCGUCCCCGACACCAAUGUGGUGUUGCAUCAGAUCGAUGUUUUGGAGGACCCUGUGAUUUGCAACGUGGUGAUCCUCCAGACCGUUCUGCAGGAAGUACGCCACCGCAGCGCGCCGGUCUACAAACGUCUCAAGGAUCUCAUCCAUGAGGAGGAAAGACACUUCUACACAUUUACCAACGAGCACCACAGUGAGACAUUCAUCGAACGCGAACCGGGGGAGAGCGCCAAUGACCGGAAUGACCGAGCUAUCCGUGUGGCGGCCAAGUGGUAUAGCGAGCACCUGGCAAAGCCCGAUGACCCCAAGCUGGUGCUCCUAACGAAUGAUGUCGCUAAUAAGCAGAAGGCACAAGAGAGCGGUCUGUUGGUGUACAAAUUCGAGGAGUACGUGAAGGGCCUGAUCGCAAAUCCCGAGCUCGUGGAUCGCCUCGCCUUGUCAAAUGAUGACAAGAACGACAUCGCCAGCAGUCGGGUGUUAUUUCCUGAGCAUCUCCCGCUGUCCAGGAUCCAGGCGGGCAUCAAAAGCGGCUCCUUCCUCCAGGGGACCUUCAAGGCCAGCAGGGACAACUAUCUGGAGGCCAAAGUUUUUAUUCAAAAAGACGAGGAAGACGGCACAGAGGUUCUGAUCCAGGGCCUUCAGCACCUCAACAGAGCCGUGCACCAAGAUGUGGUCGCCGUGCAGUUGUUGCCGCGCAGUCAAUGGGUGGCACCGUCUUCCGUCAUGCUGCAGGACGUGGGCUCGGCCAAAGACGACACCGCUACCGAAGAAGAGGAGCAGGAGGAGGAUGCUCUGAGAAGUUGCGCAGGGGAUGUCGACAGGAAGCCGACAGGCAAGAUAGUCGGGAUCAUCAAGAGGAACUGGAGGCCCUUCUGUGGCAUGCUCAAUAUCUCUCAAAUCAAAGAGUCGACGCGCCACCUUUUCACGCCAGCCGACCGCUGCAUUCCACGCAUCCGCAUCGAAACCCGCCAAGCGUCCACAUUAGCAGGCCAGAGGAUCAUGGUGGCCAUCGACGGCUGGCCCAAAGACUCCAGAUAUCCAAAUGGUCACUUUGUCCGUACUUUGGGCGCGGCGGGGGAAAAGGAGACGGAAGAAGAAGUCCUGCUGCUGGAGCACGACAUUCCCCAUCAGGCCUUCUCCCAGGCCGUGCUUAGUUUUCUUCCCAAAACGCCCUGGAGCAUCAAACCAGAGGACCUCGCGGGCAGGGAGGACCUGAGGCAUCUGACAGUGUGCAGCGUGGAUCCUCCCGGAUGCACGGACAUCGACGACGCGCUCCACUGUCGAGAGCUGGCCAACGGCAACUUUGAGGUGGGAGUCCACAUCGCCGACGUCACUCACUUCAUCAGACCCGGGAACGCUCUGGACAAAGAGGCCGCCAGCCGAGGCACGACGGUUUACCUCUGCGGCAAAAGGAUCGACAUGGUUCCCGAGCUGCUCAGCUCCAAUCUGUGUUCGCUCCGCUCCAACGUGGACAGGCUGUCUUUCUCGUCCAUCUGGGAGAUGAAUCAAAAGGCUGAAGUUGUGAAAACGCGCUUCACGAAAAGUGUCAUCAACUCCAAGGCGUCUCUGACGUACGCCGAGGCCCAGAUGAGGAUCGACGACACGGGCAAGAAUGACGACAUCACUAAAAGCCUGCGCGGCCUCAACAAGCUCGCCAAGAUCCUGAAGAAGCGCAGGAUUGAGAAAGGGGCGCUGACGUUGUCCUCCCUGGAGGUCCGCUUCCACAUGGACAGCGAAACCCACGACCCCAUUGAGCUCCAGACCAAAGAGCUCAUGGAGACCAACUCCAUGGUGGAGGAGUUCAUGUUGCUGGCUAACAUCUCAGUGGCCCAGAAGAUCUACGACGAGUUUGCCGAGUGCGCCCUGUUGAGGAAACAUCCGGCACCGCCGCCUUCCAACUACGACAUUCUCCUGAAGGCAGCAAAGUCCAAGGAUGUCCUGCUCCGUACGGAUUCGGCCAAGGCGCUGGCCGACUCGCUGGAAGCGGCCAACGUGGACGGCUUUGCCAACUUCAACACGUUGCUGCGCAUCCUGGCCACUCGCUGCAUGAUGCAGGCCGUCUAUUUCUGCUCGGGCAUGGACAGCGACUUCCACCACUACGGUCUCGCCUCGCCCAUUUACACGCACUUCACGUCGCCCAUUCGAAGGUACGCCGACAUCAUCGUGCACCGCCUUCUGGCCGUGGCCAUUGGAGCGGACAGCACCUACCCGGAAUUGACGGACAAACACAAACAAUCGGCGCUGUGCAACAACCUCAACUACAGACACAAAAUGUCCCAGUACGCUCAGAGGGCAUCUGUGGCCUUCCAUACACAGUUGUACUUUAAGAGCCGAGGCGUCCUGAGCGAGGAAGGAUUCAUCCUGUUCGUAAGGAAGAACGCCAUCAUCGUCCUCAUCCCCAAGUUCGGCCUGGAGGGGGCGGUCUUCUUCGACGGCAAGGACAAGAGCGGCCCGAACCUCGUAUUUGAUGAGGAGUAUCCGUCUCUGACCGUGGAGCGCCACACCUUCCGGAUAUUCGACCGGGUGAAGGUCACCGUCAGCCUGGACGACUCCAACAUUCAGCACCAGAAGAUACGCAUGGCCUUGAUCGAGCCUGUGAUCCCGGGUGUAAGCGUUUCGGCCACGGACGGUGAAACGCAAAACAAGAAGCCCAGGCUGGAUAGUUAAGCCGGCCACGUCGCAUCAAGAACCGGACUCGACAUUCUUUGGACGAUGUAAUAAAACUGCCAUGCAAACAUAAAAAAAAAUAAAAUAAUUUUUUUUUUACAUUUCAAAGGGGCCUGCGUGGGUUUUCUCCGGGUGCUCCGGUUUCAUCCCACAUUCCAAAAA
Molecule: messenger RNA, 3322 nt
Organism: Hippocampus zosterae (dwarf seahorse)
Lineage: Eukaryota; Metazoa; Chordata; Actinopteri; Syngnathiformes; Syngnathidae
Gene: dis3
Product: DIS3 exosome endoribonuclease and 3'-5' exoribonuclease
Exons: 21
Coding region: 311-3160 (949 amino acids)
Biological process (GO): rRNA catabolic process
Cellular component (GO): nuclear exosome (RNase complex); cytoplasmic exosome (RNase complex)
Molecular function (GO): endonuclease activity; 3'-5'-RNA exonuclease activity; RNA binding
Source: RefSeq, a predicted model, not a curated record